AUGGCCGACGCAGGAGAAGAAACCGAGGAAGAGAACGAGCUCCUCAAGCCGGGGGCAAACUUGGCUUUGUGGGGAGCCGCUGCGGUUGAGGUCCAGAACAACCCAGACUCACAAUCUGCAGUUUGUGAUGCUGUCCUGAAAGAUGGCCGCGCGUUGAUCCAUGCCACGCCGAGCAUGAAGGACCAUAAAGAGGUUGCAUUGAAAGCGGUGUCAGCCGAUGGCACUGCUCUCAUGUUUGUCUCGGAGACGCUACAGCAAGACAAGGACAUUGUGCUUGCCGCUGUCCGCCAAGAUGGCACUGCGCUGCGUCUGGCUGCCGAAGCGUUGGCGGCUGAUAGAGAUGUUGUGCUUGUAGCUGUUGGCCAAUCUGGCCUAGCAUUGCGCCAUGCCGCCGAAGAGUUGCGCGACGAUAAGGACGUUUGCCUGACAGCUGUGCAGCAAAACGGUCGGGCAUUGAAGUACGCUUCAGAAAGAUUGCGUGCCGACAAAGAUGUGGUUGAUUUGGCCAUGGACAACACCACAGAAUCUUUGCCAUAUGCUGGUGAGGAAUUGAAGAAGGAAUGGGAGACUGUCCUCACAGAGAGGUGGAAAGCAGCGGGUCUCCACAUCGAGAGGCGAGUAGCAGGGCAGAUCGUGAAUCAGAUAUCGACCAAUGGAAUUUGA
Messenger RNA from Symbiodinium natans, 663 nucleotides. Lineage: Eukaryota; Dinophyceae; Suessiales; Symbiodiniaceae. The record is from the annotation of a GenBank genome assembly.